Nicotiana tabacum (common tobacco) is the source of this 1538-nucleotide messenger RNA. RefSeq names its product E3 ubiquitin-protein ligase PUB23-like. The record is from RefSeq and is a predicted model, not a curated record. NCBI's taxonomy places the organism in Eukaryota, Viridiplantae, Streptophyta, Magnoliopsida, Solanales, Solanaceae. Gene Ontology annotation, biological process: protein ubiquitination. Gene Ontology annotation, molecular function: ubiquitin protein ligase activity.
UCCAUCUUCAUCUUUUCAUUACAUUUUUGUCCAUUAAUUCCUCCUAAACAACAUUCAAAUCACUCCCAAAAAAAAAAUAUGGAAGAAGUUGAAGUUCCUUCCUAUUUUCUUUGUCCAAUCUCAAUGGAAGUAAUGAGGGAUCCAGUUACAAUCUCAACUGGAAUCACCUAUGACAGAGAGAACAUAGAAAAAUGGUUAUUUUCAUGCAAACACACAACUUGUCCUGUCACAAAACAAGAACUACAAAUCACAGAUCUCACCCCAAAUCACAAUCUCCGCCGUCUGAUCCAAUCUUGGUGCAUAUUAAAUUCUUGUCAUGGUAUCCAACGAAUCCCAACUCCAAAACCUCAAGUUCACAAAACCCAUGUUGUUAAAAUCCUAAACGAAGCCAAAAAAUGUCCAGAAAUGCAACUUAAAUGCCUUAGGAGACUUAGAUCAAUUGCACAUGCAAAUGAGAGUAACAAAAAAUGUUUGGAGUCAGCUGGGGUUGUUGCUUUUUUAGCAUCAGUGAUUAAGAAAAGAGAAGUGGCUUUAGUUGAAGAUUCAGAAUUCACAAAGGCAAGUGAUGAAGCUUUAAAUAUUCUUUUUCAUCUUAAUCCUUCUGAUGAAGAGUUGAAAAGGUUCAUUUCCCAAGAUGAACAAUUCUUGGAUUCUUUACUUCAUUUCUUGAAAUGUGGGAAUUUCCAAUCUCGAGCCUAUGCGAUAAUGUUAUUAAAAUCAGCUUUCAAUGUGGCUGAUCCAGCACAAUUAAUUGGUAUAAAGCCAGAAUAUUUUAAAGCUAUAGUUGGUAUACUAAAUGAUAAAAUUUCCGAACAAGCAACAAAGGCAGCACUCAAGAUUCUAGUUGAAUUAUGUCCAUGGGGAAGAAAUAGAAUAAAAGCAGCUGAAAAUGGAGCAGUUUUAGCACUAAUUGAACUUCUCCUUGACACAAAAGAAAGAAGGGGUUGCGAAUUGAUACUUGCAGUAUUGGAUCAUUUAUGUAGUUGUGCUGAAGGGAGAGCUGAAUUAUUAAGCCAUGGGGCAGGAAUAGCAAUUGUUUCAAAGAAAAUUCUAAGGGUUUCACAUGUGGCAAGUGAUAGGGCAGUGAGGAUUCUUUGUUCAAUAUCUAAGUUCUCAGCUACAAGUAAAGUUCUACAAGAAAUGUUGCAAGUUGGAGUUGUGUCAAAGUUGUGUUUGGUGCUUCAAGUGGAUACUAGUCCAAAAACAAAGGAGAAAACUAAAGAAAUUCUAAGGUUGCAUUCUAGGGUUUGGAGGGAUUCCUUAUGUAUUCCUUCUCAUUUGCUCUCUUCUUACCCUUCAUGAUUUUAAAGAAAAGGUAUCUUGAAGAUAAGUCCUUUUUCAAAUCCAUUGUAUUUUUGCCUUUUUCAUGUACAUAAUUCAUAGGUUUGACAGGUGUGGUUUUUACCAUUGCGGAUAUAUUUUUAAGUGUAUGAAAACAACAAGCAUAGUAAAAAAAUCAUCUGAUUUAUGGAUCUAGCUUUUUGAGAUAUAUCAUAUUUGGAGUGGUUGUAUUUUUUGCUAUUUGCCAACUUAGAAUC